AUGGCGCCGCCGCCGCCACCGCCGAUAGACGCGCCUCUGCGGCUUCCGCCUCUCCCGGCGGACACCAUCUUGGAGAUCUUGUCCCGCGUGGGCGACGCCACCGCCGUCGUGCGCUGCGCAGCCACCUGCAAAGCAUGGCGCCGCCUCAUCCUGGAGCCGUCCUUCCUCUCCCGCGGUCGCGCCGGGCGCUCCGACCCCUCCCCUCUCCUCGGCUUCUUCUUCCUGGACACUUCCCAAAAGCUGCCCCGUCGCCGCCUCUACCUCCGCCGCCCCACGCGCUUCCUCCCCCUCGGCCCCUCUCAGUCGCAGGCAACCGCCCUCCCCCUGUCCCACUUCUUGCCGAAGCCGGACGCGGCCGGCCUCAGCGGGUUCGCCCCCGUCACGUCAGGCGCCGGCGGGCUCCUUGCCCUCCGCCGUUCCCCGGCCAGCUCGUGCGACCCCGUCAGGAUCUGCGUCUGCGACCCCGUGGCCGGGACCUCCACCUUCCUCCCCCCUCUCCCGCCCACAACAUCCCCCGAGAACAUCGUCUUCCUCGACGCCGAUGGCUCCUCGUUCCGCCUGCUUGCGGCGAUGGACCGCCCAAAUGGGAUCCGCCUGCGCGUCUUCUCCUCCCAGACCGGGCAGUGGGGCACGGCUGUGACGGCCCAACUUCCUGGUAACAUGGUGGUCCACCUCUGCUCCCCUGCCGUCGUCCACCGUGGUGCCGUCCACUGGAUAUGCGGCACCCGUGCCCUCCCGAAUGCGGUGCACGCACUGGCCGUUCGCCCCGGCCAGGCCGAUGUCUCGGUGUGCCGAUUCGACCUUCCGCUGCGCGCAGGCAUUCACCGCCUGAACCAUGCCGCAGAAGCCGUUCGCCUGUUCAGUUCAGCUCAGGGGUGUCUCUCCUUGGUUCUCCUGGAUGAACCUGUGAAUGUGAUCUCCAUCUGGAACUUGGAAGACGACAGCACCCAUGGCAACUCGUGGGAGCUUCACAAGAUGGUACAUCUGACGUCGGUGUUGCCGUCGACAAUCCUUGAUCCUUCUGCCGGGUGGGGGCUCUCUGUCGUAGCAUUGUGCGACCAGAGUGGCUCCUUGUUCUUGCGUGCUGUGGGCGAGGGCGGCCUUUUUGUGCUCAACCUGGAGACGGAGGCGAUGUCGAGGGUACGCAAUGACCACUGCGCCAAGUUCCUAUGCCCAUAUGUGGCGAAUCUGAGUUCUUGCCUGGGAGCCAUGAAGAAUUUCUGA
Triticum turgidum subsp. durum (durum wheat) is the source of this 1224-nucleotide messenger RNA. The record is from the annotation of a GenBank genome assembly. NCBI's taxonomy places the organism in Eukaryota, Viridiplantae, Streptophyta, Magnoliopsida, Poales, Poaceae.